Molecule: messenger RNA, 1790 nt
Organism: Aureobasidium subglaciale EXF-2481
Lineage: Eukaryota; Fungi; Ascomycota; Dothideomycetes; Dothideales; Saccotheciaceae
Exons: 2
Coding region: 85-1545 (486 amino acids)
Cellular component (GO): membrane
Source: RefSeq, a predicted model, not a curated record
CCACUUCGUCCACCUGCGAAUCGACACCCACGACGGCACGACUGGUCUACGUACAGACAUUUCAACAUCGGAUAAUCGCUCGCCAUGGGAGCUCUAUUGUCGCUGCCACUGUUGGCCAUCCCCUCGGUGGGAUCUCUCAUGACCUUCGCCGCCAGUUGCUGUGGAGCGGCCACAUGCUCGGCCGUCUGCAGUGCUGCUGGCAAGUGCAACAACAGCAUGGCCACUCGCAUCGCCUACGCCGUCAUUCUGCUGCUCAACUCGCUCCUGUCCUGGAUCAUGCUCACCGACUGGGCCGUCAAGAAACUCCAAAAGGUCUUGCUCGACUUCGCCACCAUCUCCUGCAACGGCAAGGCCUGCUAUGGCUUCACUGCUGUUCAUCGUAUCAAUUUCGCUCUCGGCUUCUUCCACUUCGUCAUGGCUCUGCUACUCAUCGGCGUCAAGAACACACGCGACAAGAGAUCCGCCGUCCAGAACGGUUUCUGGGGGCCUAAGCUGAUCGCUUGGCUUGCUCUUAUUGUCAUCUCAUUCUUGAUCCCUGAUGGCUUCUUCAUUGUUUGGGGCAACUAUGUCGCUCUCGUCGGCGCCGUUCUAUUCCUUCUGCUAGGCCUAAUUCUCCUGGUCGAUCUGGCGCAUAGUUGGGCCGAGUACUGCCUGGAGAAGGUCGAGAACACAGACUCUCAAUUCUGGAAGUCGCUUCUGAUCGGCUCGACUCUGACAAUGUACCUUGGAUCCAUCGUCAUGACAAUCAUCAUGUACAUCUUCUUCGCUGGCUCUGGGUGCUCCAUGAACCAGGCUGCCAUCACCGUCAACUUGAUCUGCUUGUUGAUCAUCUCGGUCAUCAGUGUUCAUCCCAUGAUUCAGGACUCGAACCCUCGCGCUGGUCUGGCUCAAGCUGCCUUGGUUUGUGUUUACUGCACCUACCUCACCUUGUCUGCUGUCGCCAUGGAACCCGAUGAUCACCAAUGCAACCCCUUGAUCCGCGCUCGUGGUGCUCGUAGAACUACUGUCAUCAUGGGUGCUGUUCUCACCUUCCUGACUGUUGCUUACACCACUACACGUGCCGCUACCUAUGGCCUGGCUAUGGGCACCGGAAAGCCCGGUGGCUACCAUCAAGUUGGUGAGGGCGACCACGAACACGGUCUGGUCGCCACACAGCCGUCGUCUCGUCGUGAGAUGCGCGCCGAAGCUCUCCGCGCAGCUGUUGCAUCCGGCUCUCUCCCUGCAUCGGCUCUGGACGACUCUGACGACGACAGCGAUGACGACGACGAGUACCCAGGCGCCCACCCUCGUGAUGACGAAAAGAACGCCACCCAGUACAACUACUCAUUGUUCCACGUCAUCUUCCUGCUUUCCACAGCAUGGGUUGCAACACUGCUGACCCAGAAUGUCGGAGGCGAUUCACUGAUCGAAAAGGGAGACUUUGUUCCCGUGGGACGUACAUACUGGGCGUCGUGGGUCAAGAUUGUCAGCUCAUGGGUGUGCUACGGCAUGUUUGGUUGGACACUGGUGGCGCCUGUCGUGCUCCCCGAACGCUUCGAUUACUAGGUGGUGCAGUGAGAUUGAAGAAGAUACCCCCUCUACUAUUUUUAACACAAAUGAGUUUUAUUGCCAUCAAAGUUUUUACUAUGUUUUUUGACUUGUCGUUUUGAUUAAGAUGUUUCAUUCUGAUUUGUUUGCCAGUUUUGAUUUUCGAUUCGUGAUCAUGAGUUGUUUGUUGUGUCUCCUGCACUCUUGUCGCAUCCUCCCAAGUCGUUUGCAUGGGCCGAGAGCGAAGAGUCUGCUUGCGACUU